Myiozetetes cayanensis is the source of this 6801-nucleotide messenger RNA. RefSeq names its product MCC regulator of WNT signaling pathway (gene MCC). Gene Ontology annotation, cellular component: cytoplasm. NCBI's taxonomy places the organism in Eukaryota, Metazoa, Chordata, Aves, Passeriformes, Tyrannidae. The coding region runs from base 566 to 3043 and encodes 825 amino acids. The transcript is spliced from 17 exons. Gene Ontology annotation, molecular function: calcium ion binding. The record is from RefSeq and is a predicted model, not a curated record. Gene Ontology annotation, biological process: negative regulation of canonical Wnt signaling pathway.
ACUCCAGGCUUACUGGCAGGGGAAACUUUAGCGUGAAGUGCAGCAUCGGUUUCUCUCAGAGAGGGGAGCUUUCUUCUCUUUUCCUUUCUCCCUCCGUGAACACUGAAGACUGUAGCAGCGCUCCUUUUUUUUUUUAAUUUCUCUGUGGACUUGUGAGAAGCUCAUCACAUUUUUCUGAGUAUGUUUAACAGCAUUGGGAGAUACCCUUCAACAGAGUUGUGGAAAAGAGCAGAAUAAAAUAGACAGCAGAGAUGAAGCACGCCUUGCAGAUGGACUAAGACAGCCCUGAGGUCCUGGUAAGCAGUUUCUUCCCGGCAUUUUCUGAGUACUUCACAGUAUUAACAAGUCUCUCACAGCAAUGGAUUGUCUGUGAAGUCAAAGCCAGUUUGGAUCUUUUAGAAGAUCUUGCAUCGUUAACUUAAACUCUCAAUGUGGAGUAAAAAUGGCUGUCUAGAGCAAAAUGUGUCAGACGGAAAAAUUUUGGAGGAGAAAGUAUUGAACCAGUUGAACAAAGCUUUGAAGCAUUGAAAUCUGCAGAAAUCGUCAAGCCUUAAGAAGUCUAAUCAUGAAUUCUGGAGUUGCUAUGAAAUAUGGAAAUGACUCCCCUGCAGAGCUGAGUGAGCUUCAUUUAGCAGCCCUGGCUUCAUUAAAGGGAGACAUAGUGGAGCUUAAUAAACGUCUACAACAAACAGAAAAGGAACGUGAUCUGUUGGAAAAGAAACUGGCAAAAGCACAGUGUGAGCAAUCCCACCUGAUGAGAGAGCACGAAGAUGUGCAGGAGCGAACAACGCUGCGCUACGAGGAACGAAUCACUGAGCUGCACAGUAUCAUUGCUGAACUGAACAAGAAAAUUGAUCGACUACAGGGAACAACAAUAAGGGAGGAGGAUGAGUACUCAGAGCUGCGGUCAGAGCUCAGCCAGAGCCAGCAGGAGGUUAAUGACGACUCGCGCAGCGCGGACCAGAAUUCUGUUUCGGUACCAGAGAAUCAGUCCACCAUGGUCACUGCAGAUAUGGAUAACUGUAGUGACUUGAAUUCAGAACUGCAAAGAGUGCUGACAGGUCUGGAAAAUGUUGUCUGCGGGCGGAAGAAAAGCAGCUGCAGUUUAUCAGUAGCAGAAGUGGACAGACACAUUGAACAACUCACUACUGCCAGUGAACAUUGUGAUUUAGCCAUUAAGACUGUAGAAGAGAUUGAGGGUGUACUGGGACGUGACCUUUACCCAAAUCUGUCAGAGGAGAGGUCUCGAUGGGAGAAGGAGCUCGCUGGCCUUCGAGAAGAGAAUGAAAGCCUCACGGCCAUGCUGUGCAGCAAAGAGGAGGAGCUCAACAGGACCAAGGCCACCAUGAAUGCUGUCCGUGAAGAGAGGGACAGGCUGCGCAGAAGGGUUCGGGAGCUGCAGACACGUUUGCAGAGUGUGCAGGCAACGGGCCCGUCCAGCCCCAGCCGUCUCACUUCUGCCAAUCGACCCAUCAACCCCAGCACGGGAGAGCUGAGCACCAGCAGCAGCAGCAAUGACAUUCCCAUUGCCAAGAUUGCUGAAAGAGUGAAGCUGUCGAAAACAAGAUCAGAGUCUUCAUCAUCUGACAGACCUGUCUUAGGAUCAGAAAUCAGCAGCAUAGGGGUGUCUAGUACUGUGGCUGAACAUUUGGCACAUUCCCUCCAAGACUGCUCAAACAUCCAGGAAAUCUUCCAGACUCUCUAUUCACAUGGAUCUGCUAUCUCUGAAAGUAAAAUUCGAGAGUUUGAAGUGGAGACAGAGAGAUUAAAUAGCCGUAUUGAACACUUGAAAUCCCAGAAUGACUUACUGACAAUAACACUGGAAGAGUGCAAGAGCAAUGCUGAGAGGAUGAGCAUGCUUGUUGGGAAGUACGAGUCCAAUGCCACGGCCCUCAGGCUGGCAUUGCAGUACAGUGAACAGUGCAUAGAGGCAUAUGAACUGCUGUUGGCACUGGCAGAAAGUGAGCAGAGUCUCAUUCUUGGGCAGUUCAGAGCUGCAGGUGUUGGUUCUGUUGGGGACCAGACAGGUGAUGAAAACAUCACACAGAUGCUUAAGAGAGCUCAUGACUGCAGGAAGACAGCUGAGAAUGCAGCAAAAGCCUUGCUGAUGAAACUAGAUGGGAGCUGCGGAGGAGCCUAUGCAGUCACUGGCUGCAGCGUGCAGCCCUGGGAGAGCCUCUCAUCCAACAGCCACACAAGUACUACCAGCUCAACUGCAAGCAGCUGCGAUACAGAAUUUACAAAGGAGGAUGAGCAGCGGCUGAAGGAUUACAUCCAGCAGUUGAAAAAUGACAGGGCAGCAGUGAAACUGACAAUGCUGGAGCUGGAAAGCAUCCACAUUGAUCCCCUUAGUUAUGACGUUAAGCCGCGUGGAGACAGCCAGAGGCUAGACCUGGAAAAUGCAGUCCUGAUGCAGGAACUUAUGGCAAUGAAGGAGGAGAUGGCAGAGCUCAAGGCACGGCUUUACCUGUUAGAGAAGGAAAAGAAGGCAUUGGAAUUGAAACUGAGCACUCGAGAGGCCCAGGAGCAGGCCUACCUCGUCCACAUUGAACACUUGAAGUCUGAAGUGGAGGAACAAAAAGAGCAGAGAAUGAGGUCUCUUAGCUCAACCAGCAGUGGAAGCAAAGACAAGCUGGGCAAGGAAUGCAGUGAUGGCACCGCAGCACCGUUAACUCUUGCUGAGCUGAGACCAUACACCGAGAGUGAACUGACUGCUGAGCUGACAAACGCACUCAGAAGGGAGAAGAAAUUGAAGGCUAGAGUGCAGGAGUUAGUGAGUGCUUUGGAGAGGCUCACAAAGAGCAGUGAGAUCAGACAUCAGCAGUCUGCAGAAUUUGUUAAUGACCUUAAAAGGGCAAACAGCAACUUGGUAGCAGCUUAUGAAAAAGCAAAGAAAAAGCAUCAAAAUAAGCUGAAGAAACUGGAAUCGCAAAUGAUGGCCAUGGUGGAGAGACAUGAAACACAAGUGAGGAUGCUCAAACAAAGAAUAGCUUUACUGGAAGAAGAGAACUCCAGACCACACACCAAUGAAACUUCACUUUAAAUGCAUCUCUUUAAAGGAUGCUUAGUGCCAUUUCAACUUUCUUUCUUUUGAAGGCUGACUUCUAGGGAGCUUCAAACGCUAAAAGCUCUGACUGUCAAUGCUGACACACUUAAAGCACCUUCUCUGGGAUCCCAGAGAGGUGUCAUGGGGAUAAUAAAAAUGUUAACCUUAAGAACUGUUUCAUAAUGUAAAAUGGCAGUGCCUGAAUUAUCAUACUAUAAUUAUGUACAUUGUCUGUGUCGUUAUGUCUAUAUUCAUACAGCUUCUCUUCCAUUUUAUAUACGUCCCAUGGGUGACAGUCUCACAUAGCAAAAUAAUUAAUUUUGAGAGGUUUUCAUUUUGGUUGCUUGGAGAUCAUUUAAGAGUUUUCCCAGUCCCUGAGCUCCCUCUGCACACAAGUCUAUAUUGUACCCUCAAGAAAGACUUGCUGUUGUGGUUAAAUCAACCAAAUGGGCAGCUGCAGAGAGGCGGGAUGACAGGCUGCCUUGCUUUUUUGCACCCUAUUUGCAAUACUGCUGCUCACAGUGCAGAUCAGGUAGGAAAAUUCCUGUUGAUUUGGAAAAAUACCAAGAAACUGUAGUUGCAUCUCUGAGAACCAUGAUGAUGGUCUAUUUAUUACAGUUUGUAAGAGGGCUAAAGGCUGUGAGUUUCACCACUCCAUGUAGAUGGUCUGAGCCAAGGGUGGGUAAGAAAUUAUAGGAGACCUCCUGGUAUUUAUAUUGCAUGGUGUUUGCAACUACUUUGUGGAAGAAUUGUUUUUUCUUGCUAAUACAUUAUAGCCAAGGUUUUCUCUAAGAAGCUGGGCCAUUUUUGUCACAUGUAUAGUGCUUAUUGUGGCUUACUGUGAUCAAGAGGUAGAAUGUCUUUUUUUAAUACUUUUUUUGACCAAAAAAAGGUACUUAUUAAGAAUGUACCUGUUUAAUAUUGAAUACAUAGGCACAAAACUAUAAAUGUGUAGAUGUAUGGAUAUCCUGUCACAAACAGAAUGUGAAUGGUGAAGUCUUACAGCUUCUUAGGUUAGUUUUUGUUACUGCUAACGUUCUUCUUUCGUUUAAGUCACAUCAUAUUACUGUAUUAUCAAACUGACUGAAUUGCAAAUGAUGCCCUAUUAUGUUAAUGAACAUUAAGCAAAUCAUGGGGAUAAGGUUGAUUUCUGUUGAGGUCAAAAUACAGGAGUCUACCAUAGGACCUGUAAUGUUCAGAAUCUUCUUAUUUUUGACAGAGUACGUAAAAGAGCUUCCAUGUGUGUUUUAACAUGCCAAACUGGAGUCCAUUCACUGUGCUAGCCUGCUACUAUGUUACACCUCUGCUUUGCUUUUUUUUCAGGCUUAUUUCCUAGGGAAUCUGAUUUCAGGAGUCAUUCAUCCUUUUUGCUUUACGUGUUGAGUUGCACCUCCAGCUUUACAAGUGUAUUUAGAAUGAUGAUAACUUCUCUCACUUAUUCCUCCCAUUUCUAGUACUAAGGAAAUAGUUUUAGAUGACUUUAACUGUUUUUGUCUACUGUUGGGUUAGGCCAGGCAGACAAAAUAUGGGAAUUUGUAUUCAGAGUAUGGCAUCCUGGUUGCAUCUGAAACUGUGGCAGUUGGUGUUCAUCUCUUUCUACUGUAGCUGCUGUUGUCUUCUUUCCUUAAAAUAGUCAUUCCUACUUCUCCAGAGCCUGAUACUUCAUCUACAAAGCCAGCAUGAUUGAUUGCAACAGCAAGUUAAUGCUGAUUUCAAAAUUCUUAGUAACAUCCUGGGAUUGGUUUUGAUCAGUCCUCUUUCUCAAGAUAAUUGAACUUAAUUUACAAUGGGAAUGGAAGUUUUCGCAAACCAGUCUGUUGAGGGAGGAGGCACUUUGAUUUCUGCUGCCUUUAUGGUUUUGCUUAGCUGCUUUCUAUGGCAUUUCCCUUUUUCGGCCAAGUUUCUCACCAACAGGAAUGUGAGGUUUUGCCAUAAGCUUCAGUUGUAGCUGAGCACACUUGUUUCAGAAGAAAUGCAAAGGAAAAUAUCCACUGUGUACUGUGGCAAAAACGCAGUUCUGGCAUCUGAAACAUCCAUCUGAUUUGAGGUCAUCUCAAAAUGUCCAUGUGAAAUACCAUUCAAUGAAGAGGCCUAGAAACAACUACACUGGAUUGCCUCUUAGGCUCUUAUUUGGAAGGGACUUUAAAAGAUCAUCUUCUUCCAACCACCCUGCUGUGGGCAGGGAGACCUCCCUCAACACUAGGUUGCUUCAAGCCCCAUUCAAACUGACCUUGAACACUUCCAGGGAUGGAACAUCUGCAGCUUCUCUGGGCAACCUGUUCCAGUGCCUCAGCACACUCACAGUAAAGAAUUUAUUCCCUAAAAAAAUUUCUAUGUACCACUUGAAUUUAAAUCCGUCUUUAAACUGUAGGUACAAAUUAAGAAAGAAUAAAAACACAGUAACACAGAAUGGUUGGAAGGGACCACUGGUGGGGUCAUCUGGUCCAACCUCCCUGCUCAAGCCAGGUUUCCUGGAGCAGGUUACUCAGCAUUGCAUCCAGAUGAUUCUGGAAUAUCUCUACUGAGGGAGACUCUGCAACCUCUCUGCUCAACCUGCUCCAGUGCUCAGUAACCCCCUCAGGAAAGAAUUUGUUCCUCCUAUUCAGGAUCAAUUUCUACUUGUUGCCUCUUGUCUCAUUGCUUGGCACCCCCAAGCAGAGCCUGAUCCAUCCUCUGACACCUCCAACACCCACUGACACUGAUGAGGUUCCCUCUCAGUCCUGCCCUCUCAGGGCUGAACAGGCACCUGGGUUUAGAGGCAUAAAAAGCUGCAACCGUCCCUCAGUGCUUUUUUCAGUCCUCAGGAUUUGCUGAUGCCAUUUCACUGUGUUUACUGUGUAUCUUCCCUGCCAAACUGUGCUCUGAAAGUGCUUUAGAAUGAAUUAUAAAUCAUCAGUAAAUGUAAGCCAUUUUCAUCCCAGAGGGUUUGUAGAUGAAAAAGAAUCACUGAUAUCACACAGCCUCAGCAGCAGCCACAGUUUGCCAGAGCACCAGUUUAGUUUGCCCAGGCAAGCAGCUACUGAUUGAUUUGUUGGCAUGCUGGAAAAGAUCAGCAGGUAAGUAAUAAAAGGUUUAGUGUAGUGUGAAAACUCUUCAAUAUUAAUAAUUUGCUGUAGUUCCAAUGUAGCCAUUACAAUGGCACCAAGCCUGAGAAAAAAAGCCAAAAAACUUAACAACUCUGUUCAUGCAACUCUGAAAUACCAGCACACAAGAUACAUGAGUGUGCAAUGCACCUUGAGUCACAGCAACUAAACUUUUAAUGCUGCAGAAAUAAUACAUUGGUAAACCAAGAAAUAUAGGUGGUUCUUGCCAACAAAACCUAAGUCCAUUAAUGACUUUUUGCUUUUCUAAGUACCCAGAGUGCACGAAACUUUGUAUUUCAGUGUGUUCAGAAAAAAAAAAUUUACUUUUUUUUUCUAAUUAUAUGUGUAAGUCUUCACCAGCUUGAAUGUACUGUUAGCUAUUGCAAAGCACAUGUGACUAAGUUUGCAUUCAUGUCAGUAUUGUUCUACUGGUUUUAUUAGGAUUUUUUUCCUCCUUUUAAUAUUGCACCAUACAUUGUAACUUUAUAAAUUUUUCACCAUACUGAAUUAGCUUUAAAUGUGUUGCUACUUUUUAGUUUCCUAGCAGCUGUAAAAUAGCUAUUUUGUGUUUAUUUGAUAUAGAAUUGUAAAAAACUGCAUUUAUUUAUACAGAGGCAUUUAUAAUACUUAUUUUACAAAUGUUCUUAUAUUCUGAAUAAAUUUCUAAUGCUG